Molecule: messenger RNA, 2685 nt
Organism: Ostreococcus lucimarinus CCE9901
Lineage: Eukaryota; Viridiplantae; Chlorophyta; Mamiellophyceae; Mamiellales; Bathycoccaceae
Exons: 1
Coding region: 1-2685 (894 amino acids)
Biological process (GO): DNA damage checkpoint signaling; mitotic DNA replication checkpoint signaling; DNA repair
Molecular function (GO): ATP hydrolysis activity; chromatin binding; ATP binding
Source: RefSeq, a predicted model, not a curated record
AUGGAGGGCGAGGAGACGAUCGCGACGGCGAGCGGAGGGGGAGGGGGGGGUGGGGACGCGGCGCGCGACGGCGCGAGGGCGUCGAGGGAGGGCGAGGGAUCGAGGGUGAAGGUGCAUAGUUUUUUUACGAAUUUCGCGAAGAGACGCAAAGCCGCGGCGACGGCGAGGGAGGGCGAGGGAGGGACGGUGAGGGAGACGCAGGCGGAAUUCGUGCGGGUGAAACCGGCACCGAUCGAGGAGGCGUUGGGACCGGUGCACGUGGGGUACGUGCCGAUCGCGUACGAACGGCGGACGGACGCGACGUCGACGACGGUUUCGUUUUCGACUCGCGUCGACGACGGCGAGAGACGUCCGAUGACGACGCACGCGUUCGAGUUGGUGCAACUCGGGCGAACCGCGCGAGAGGAUGUGACGGCGACGCGCGGUGGCGCCGUUUCACGGCCGUCGACGUCGACGGAGUCGGAGGAGGACGCGUACUUGGCGGACGUCGCCGUCGCGGCGAAUCGCGUCGACGUCGAGCUGGACGGUGUCGCGAUGGCGACCGAGAGCGAGCUCGCGCGUGCGCGAGGUGAAUGUAGGAAUGCGUUGUUAGGGUUGAAGGAACGCGGCGGUCAAAGUCAGGCUGCGUUUCAGUGGGUCGAUCGAUUCAAGCCGACGCGCGGUUCCGACACCAUCGGUCAAAACGCCGGCGUGGUGGAAUCGCUACAGAAUUGGUUUCGCGCUUGGCAGGGUCGCAUUGCGAUGCAGGCGAAAGGGAAAGUACCACCAUCGCCGUCGCGACCGUGCAUCCCUCGUAAGGUGUACGAUUCGGACGACGAAGAGUUUUGGCACAGCGACGAAGAAGAGGAUGACGGCCUCGGAAGCGGCGAAUCCGUGGCAAACGGCGUUUUGAUUAGUGGUCCGGUGGGAUGCGGUAAGACGGCCACGGUAUACGCGUUGGCGAAGGAGUUUGGAUUUAAAGUGCUCGAGGUGAAUGCGUUGGACAGACGCAGUGGUCAAGAAGUCUUGGGGCGAUUCACGGAGGCGACUCAAUCAAAGCGUUUCGGUAAAAAGGCGAAAGCCGGCGCUGAGCGGCCGGCGCCGGCGAAUGGUGGAUUGAAGGCGUUUUUUGGUGGCGCGAGCGAUGAUGAAACGAAACGAAAAGAAGCGAUUGCGGCGAAGACGAAAGAGGAUAACGAAAAAGCAGAUGCGCAAUCGUUGAUUUUGUUUGAAGAGAUUGAUAUUCAACUCGCCUCGGAGCGCGGAUUCAUGGCGGCGCUUUCGCAACUCGUCGAGAACACGAAGCGACCGAUUGUUUUUACGUCGAAUACGUCAAUUUUACCAGAUCUUUCGAUGAAUUUACCUCUGGCGCGUGUGCGAUUCGACGCGCCGGGCAUUCGCGAAUGUGCGACGUACGCCGCGCUCGUGUCAGCUGCGGCAAAGUCGGCGCUCAGACCGAGCGACGCGACGUCAAUUUCGCUCGCGUGCAAGGGAGAUCUGCGUAGAACUUUGCACAACGCUCAAUUUGCGUCGUUCAGCGACAGUGAAGUCCACUUUGACUCGAUCGCUAGCGAUCGUCACUCUACCGCGCUCAUCGACGCCGCUCGCGCCGCUGUGCUCGACGGCGUCAAGCAUUUGGGCGCAAUACCUGUCGACGCGGCAAAAGAGCUACACGCGAGUUUAGUCGAGCGAGAGCGAGCUGAUUUUGAGUCGAUGAUGCAUGAAGUGGAAUGUGGAUUGAUCAGGCACCAAUCGCGGUUGGCGCGUUGGGACGCCAUGAAAGAGGCGAAAAGAAUUGAACGAAUCGAGGCGAAGAAAAAGUUGCUCGGCAUUCCGGCGGACAAAAAUCCACUCGAUCUCGUGGACUCGACCAAGAAAGAAGUAAUCGUGGACGAACGCACAAAAGAAGACGAGGCCGAAGCUCGGAUUCAAGCCGCGCUCGCGGUGUUUGAGCCGCGAGUCCCCUUGCCAGCCCCCGAUUGGACGACCUUCGACGCCGAGGCGCCCGCGGGCGGGUGGGAUCGAGCGCGUGACGAACUCACCGCGCUAGCCGCGCUCGCGCGAUCGAUGUCGCAAGUUGAUGUGUUGCGAUCGGCGACGUGCGUCGGAAUCAUGGGUCCGUGUCGACGAGACGUGCCGUGGAGUAAGGAAACCAUCGGCGACGCGCAAGCGUUAGAAGAUUGCGCGCCGAGUGAAGAUUUCUACCUAAGCAACGGACCCGCGCGACAGACGCUCGGUGGAAGCGAUAAUGUGAGCGUAAUGGCGUCUGAAUUUAUAACGGUCCACUGCACGCAGCGUUACACGUCCACAAGGCUGUCGCUACGCGAAUCUCAUCCCGAAUCCGAGCCCACGGCGUUGCAACCGAUGUGCGCGCCGGCGACGCCAGUGAAGGCUUCCAAGCGUGCGCGAGGGUCUACUCGAGCUCCCUUGAUCAUUCAGAGCGGAUCUAUGCACUCGACGUGGCGCGCGCGAGUUCUCGCCGAAUCCGCGGGUGGGCACACGGUAAAUUCGAAGGAGACGACUGAUCGAUUGGGAUUCUUGUCGCGAAUGGUUCGCCUUCAGAGCGCGCCAAAGGCGCUCUCGUCGCCCAACUCUCGAGACUCGCGACGCCGCACCAGAAAUAGACGAAAACACUUGGCAUUAGCUAGCGAAACGCACGCCGAUUUGCUCGACAUUUCGAACUUUGGCGGUAGCAAUCAUAUGUAG